Nanorana parkeri is the source of this 1796-nucleotide messenger RNA. RefSeq names its product mitogen-activated protein kinase kinase 5 (gene MAP2K5). Gene Ontology annotation, biological process: protein phosphorylation. Lineage: Eukaryota; Metazoa; Chordata; Amphibia; Anura; Dicroglossidae. Gene Ontology annotation, molecular function: protein binding; ATP binding; protein kinase activity. The record is from RefSeq and is a predicted model, not a curated record. The transcript has 22 exons. Bases 123 to 1523 code for a protein of 466 amino acids.
UUCAAAUAUGGCGACGUGUCCUUUGCCCUUUUCUUCCCCAGGCUUCCGGCACGGAAAUCUUAGUUCCUCCAGUCACUCUCAGUUCCCCGUUCCCCAAACAAUGUAACCCGGCAGGGGCCGGGAUGCUGUUACUGAGCUACGACCUUCCUCAGGACAUGGAUAGCCAGGCCCUGGUCAUCCGGAUCCGCAUUCCCGACGGCGGCGCCGUGGACUGGACCGUGCAGCCGGCCACACAGUUAUUGUUUCGAGACAUCCUGGAUGUGAUUGGCCAGGUCCUCCCUGAUGCAACAACUACAGCGUUUGAAUAUGAAGAUGAGGAUGGAGACCGGAUCACAGUGAGGAGCGAUGAGGAGAUGAAGGCUAUGCUGUCUUAUUACUGCAGCAUGGUCCUGGAGCAGCAAGGGAGCAGUCCACUGGUGGAGCCUCUUCAGAUCUACCCUCGUGCCUGCAAGCCUCCCGGGAAGCGGAACAUACAUGGCCUCAAGGUGAAUACCAGAGGCGGAACAUCUAAUAACUGCAACAGCUCCAUAUCAGACAGUAUGUCCAGCAAUAGCUUAAAAAAAACCUCUGCAGAGCUGAAAAAGAUUUUAGCCAAUGGACAGAUUAAUGAACUUGACAUUCAGAAUCGUGACAUUCUAGGUCAUGGAAAUGGUGGAACUGUAUAUAAAGCAUAUCAUGUUUCCAGUGCGAAGAUCCUGGCUGUAAAGGUCAUCCCGUUAGACAUUACUGUGGAGCUGCAGAGACAGAUUAUGUCAGAGCUGGAGAUUCUGUACAAGUGUGAUUCUCAGUACAUAAUCGGGUUUUACGGAGCAUUUUUUGCAGAGAAUCGGAUUUCUAUCUGUACAGAGUUUAUGGAUGGGGGAUCAUUGGAUGUGUAUAGGAAGAUUCCAGAGCAGGUAUUGGGAAGGAUUUCAGUUGCUGUACUGAAAGGACUUACUUACCUCUGGAGUUUAAAGAUUUUACACAGAGAUGUUAAACCUUCUAAUAUGCUGGUGAAUACCCGCGGACAAGUGAAACUGUGUGACUUCGGUGUUAGCAUACAACUAGUGAAUUCAAUUGCCAAAACCUACGUGGGUACAAAUGCUUAUAUGGCGCCUGAGAGAAUUGCAGGAGAGCAGUAUGGAAUUCAUUCCGAUGUUUGGAGCCUGGGAAUCUCAUUCAUGGAGUUAGCACUUGGAAGAUUCCCAUAUCCACAGAGUCUUCCUCAUCUGCUUUGCAGGAUCGAGGCAGAGGGCAUUUCGGUGAUCCUUAUGGCUCCUAAUUGGCCCAGAAGAGUGCCGUUCCAGAUAUUGCAAUGCAUUGUUGAUGAGGAUUCUCCCGUUCUUCCUGUUGGUGAAUUCUCCGAGUCCUUUGUACAUUUCAUCACUCAAUGCAUGAGAAAACAGCCAAAGGAGAGGCCAGCGCCAGAAGAACUAAUGGGCCAUCCAUUUAUUGUGCAGUUCGAUGACGGAAACACAGAGGUGGUGUCCAUGUGGGUGUGUAGGGCAUUGGAGGAGCGUCGGGCACAGAACAGCCAAGAGUGAGAAUGAAUUGAUCAUAUGAACUAAUUGGUUCAAUAGAACCUCUGUCCUAUCCACAAUGCACUUUGUUUACAUGUUCAGUGCCAGGAGAACUGACCAUGCCAUAUGGGCAUAUGCUUGGUAGUAACAUAUACCAGCUUCAUACGGCAUCUCUGAGGAAGAAUGUUAAGGACUUUGGGAACAUUGAAAAUGUGUCUGACUGUUACGCCAUGUCUCUUGCAAGAACAUCUUAAUAGUUUAUGAAUUAGAGAGGGCUUAAGAAGGGGAUUCUCUCUC